Molecule: messenger RNA, 1558 nt
Organism: Selaginella moellendorffii
Lineage: Eukaryota; Viridiplantae; Streptophyta; Lycopodiopsida; Selaginellales; Selaginellaceae
Product: peroxidase 73
Exons: 4
Coding region: 478-1464 (328 amino acids)
Biological process (GO): response to oxidative stress; hydrogen peroxide catabolic process
Molecular function (GO): heme binding; peroxidase activity
Source: RefSeq, a predicted model, not a curated record
UCAGAAAACAAAGAGAUGAAAGAAUGGUCAAGUUCCAGCAAUAAACAAGAGAAAACUGGAAACCAUGAACUGGUAACUUUCCCUCACGCAAUCCCAGAAAAAAUGAUCUCGCGGAGACGGAGUUACGCGUCGAGGAUUGUUGCAGAGAUCCAAGCGUGGGGCCGCGGGUAUCAGUCUUCGUUCUCGAGCGUCCAAACGUUCCAGACACAGAGUCGGAGAUAUAAAGCUGACCACAGCUGGAAAGAACCAGACGUCGCCGCUGGGUAGUUUUGGCCUCUUUUCAAUUCCAGCGCUUGUCUUUCCCUCGGGUGUCCUUGCAUUUCUCCUCCAGCUUCCUUCAUUAUAUCUUACGUCCUCUUUCUUCUUCUCCUCCUAGACUUGCGUGAGUAGAUCUUUCCCCUUUUUCCCAUUUGCUCCUCGCAAGCAAAGCCUCUGAGAGAGCCCUCUGAGCUGAUUGAGUAGUCGAGAGAUAGCGCCAUGCUAGUACCAGUCCAGGCCUCUUGUCUUGUUGCUUUGCUGCUGCUACUCCUCUUUGGAUCCGGCAUUCAUGCCCAGCUCUCUCCAGGCUACUACAGCAGCUCCUGCCCCAAUGUGGAGUCUAUCAUCCAGCAAGUGAUGCUCCAGAAAUUCAAGAUCACACCCAACAGCGUCCCUGGCACGCUGCGGCUCUUCUUCCACGACUGCUUUGUCGAUGGAUGCGAUGCCUCGGUGCUCAUCGCUUCCACGGCCAGCAACAGCGCAGAGAAGGAUUCCGAGAUCAACUUGUCGCUGGCAGGCGAUGGCUUCGACUCGGUCAUCAAAGCCAAAGCUGCUGUUGAGGAGAAGUGCCCCGGGAUCGUCUCUUGCGCGGACAUUCUCGCCAUUGCGACCAGGGACCUCGUUGUGCUGGCAGGAGGACCAUCUUGGACAGUGAGGAAAGGCCGCAAAGAUGGAAAGAUCUCGCAAGCUUCAAGAGUCGACGGUAACUUGCCAAAGCCCGAGCAAUCGGUCGACCAGCUCACCAAGCUCUUCGCUUCCAAAGGACUCUCUCAAACGGACAUGGUGGCUCUCUCAGGAGCUCACACCAUCGGCUUCGCUCACUGCAAGGAAUUCAUGAGCCGGAUCUACAACUUCAACAGCACUCACCAAUUCGAUCCCGCAAUGGAUCCCAACUUCGCCAAGGAUUUGCGGCUCACUUGCCCCCAGUCAGUGGAUCCAAGAGUGGUCGCCAACAACGACGUGACCACCCCCGCCAAAUUCGACAACGUCUACUACCAAAACGCUGUGAGAGGAGUCACGGUGCUCGCCUCGGACCAAAUCCUCCACAGCGACGCUAGAACAAGGGGCCUCGUCACGGCAUACGCCGGCCAGCAGGGCGCAUUCUUCGCCGCGUUCGCCACCGCCAUGGACAACCUGGGAGCCGUCGGCGUCAAGACUGGAAACCAGGGAGAAAUCCGAAAGGACUGCUCCAGAUUCAACAGCUAGCGAGACUCCGCGGCGAGCAUUCUAAACCCUAGCCCUAAACACGGAAUCAUUGUGGAUAUACUUCGUUUGAAUUUGAAUUUCUGGUGGUAAAUGC